Melitaea cinxia (Glanville fritillary) is the source of this 804-nucleotide messenger RNA. It is a transcript of the gene Lsm11, whose product is annotated as U7 snRNA-associated Sm-like protein LSm11. Gene Ontology annotation, molecular function: U7 snRNA binding. Gene Ontology annotation, biological process: mRNA 3'-end processing by stem-loop binding and cleavage. The coding region runs from base 85 to 804 and encodes 239 amino acids. Lineage: Eukaryota; Metazoa; Arthropoda; Insecta; Lepidoptera; Nymphalidae. The record is from RefSeq and is a predicted model, not a curated record. Gene Ontology annotation, cellular component: U7 snRNP. The transcript is spliced from 4 exons.
GACAGCUGCUGGUUGACAGAACCGCUGCCAAAAAUACUUCAAGUGUUUGUUUUUGUUUCUGAUUAAACUAUAAAUACUAAUAAAAUGUCCUCAGAAUCGUCAUCUGAGUCCGAAAUAGGACCUUGUAGUUCUAAAUUUGACCCUCAUAAAGUUCUUUACGCGGAAAAACCGAAGGUGCCUGUCGAAAAUGCACCUCUAUACGAAAAUUUGCAACAAUUCGAAACUGCUUUAAAGUAUGAAAGUUUAAAUCAAUCCUCUAUAAUACCUGUGGGAAAGCACGAAUUAGUUCAGAAACGUGAAGAAGAGAAGAAAAGAAAGAAGGAGGAAGAGGAGAGAUUAUUAGAGGAAAAGAACAAGCAACGUUUCGCUAAGUAUGAAGGUCUCGUACCAACGACAAGAGGUAUGAAAAAGGUGAAAAAUAUCAUGACACGCAUGGAAACGAUGAGAGGGCCUCUCGGAGCCCUGAAAGAUUGUGUUGAUCAACGGUUGAGGAUUAAGGUAAUAACUCGUAACGCGAACGGUAUACGCGGCGUGCUCCACGCGACCCUGGUGGCCUUCGACAAGCAGUGGAACUUGGCGAUGACGGACGUGCUGGAGGUUUGGAAAAAGAAGGCACCCUCGAAGAGGAAAAUACCACCGAACUUAGGUAAGCCAGUACCUCGUGGUACAGCAGCGGCCAUAUCACCAGUACCAGUGGUAACCGAAACACCACUAGGGGGUGGUGUCUGGGAGUGCACGAGGUUCGUACCACAAAUGAUGGUGAGGGGAGAACACGUCGUACUUGUUAAUAUUGUUGAACGGUAG